AUGAUUCUGAAUGUUCAACAAAAUGCUCCACCUCCGUCGGCUCCACCCUCACCAGCUCCAGCUCCGGUUGUCAUCCAACAGCAAAAAUCUAGCAACAAUGCAGUCUGCUACGUUAUUAUAGGCUGCAUCUUCUGCCCUUGCAUCUUCAUCAGUAUCUUCGUUCUUCUUGGAGUCGGCGCUGCUGCGACUACUGCUGCAACUAGCGGAUCGGAAAACUACCCAUCCCAUUACCAAGACAUGGCAAGAUGCACCAACAAAUUUUAUUCCACGUUCGACGGCCUCACUUUUGAGUUUACUUCCUUUAACACGGAGCAACAUUAUGAUUUUCUUGUAUUCCGCGAUAGCAAUGGACAAGAUUAUGAGUUUAGUGGACAACUAACAGGAACUCGAAUUUCUUUUGAUUCAGAUGUCACUGUUCAUUUUCACUCUGAUGAUAUGGUCCAAAUGAGUGGAUUUCGUGUGAUGGUUAUCGAUGGAUACGAAUCAUGGAACGAUAUUGACACGGUUUAUCCUUCUGUUAAAUUGACCGGCGAAGCUCCACCAAAGGAAGAAACAAACUAA
Oikopleura dioica is the source of this 561-nucleotide messenger RNA. The record is from the annotation of a GenBank genome assembly. NCBI's taxonomy places the organism in Eukaryota, Metazoa, Chordata, Appendicularia, Copelata, Oikopleuridae.